Drosophila bipectinata is the source of this 1487-nucleotide messenger RNA. RefSeq lists its product as uncharacterized. The record is from RefSeq and is a predicted model, not a curated record. NCBI's taxonomy places the organism in Eukaryota, Metazoa, Arthropoda, Insecta, Diptera, Drosophilidae.
CACACGGAAAAUCUUAACAGUUGACUUUUCUACCGUUGAGAUGGCUACCGAACUGGUACUUAGCUCCAGCGAAAUUCGCGGAUUAUGCCAGCGAUAUUUACAUCAGGAUGUGCCCAGUUCGGACCCGGGCUUCGAUAUAAUUAGCUAUGAACUCAAGUCCACGUCAGAUGCCCCGGCUGGAUAUCUGGGCAGUCACUUCUACCUGCAGGUCACCGUACAACUUCACGAUCCCGAGGAACGGAAGCAGCUGACAUUCUUCUCGAAGGCAGCUCCCGAGGGCAAUGGACCACGAAUGGAGUAUCUGGAGGAUUUUGGGGUGUUCCAGAAGGAGAUUGCCGUCUACAAGGAUGUACUACCCGAGCUUCAGAAGGCCUGCGCCCCAGUAGCACCCAAUUGCUAUUACGCGGAUAAAAACCUGCUGGUAUUUGAGAAUCUGGCGGAUCAGGAUUACCGCAUGGGCGCCGGCCGUGAUGGACUGCUCGACUACCGACAGCUGCAAUGUUGCCUGAAAACCCUGGCUGCCAUGCAUGCCGGAUCCAUUAUCCAGGAGCAAAGAACUGGAAAGAAGCUACCAGAAUCCCACCCAAAGGCGGUUGUCGAAAAUGCCUAUCCUCUCGGAGUAAAGCCAAAUCAUCUUAGGAUGGUGAACUUCAAUAACGCUUGCAAAGUGCUAAAGGAGUUCAUAAAACUGAUACCCAAAUAUGAGUCCAAGCUUGAAUAUAUUCUGGAGAACUUUACCCAGAAGAUGUCGUUUAUCUUCGAGGCUGUCAAGACUUCAAAGAAGUACCAGAACACUCUGCUUCAUGGUGAUCUGUGGGCCAACAACAUUAUGUUCCAGUAUGGCAAAUAUGGAGAGACUCCGUUUCAGUGCCGAAUAGUUGACUUCCAACUGGCUAGGUAUGCUCCUCCAGCCCUGGAUGUUAUCACUGUCCUCACCAUACCCACUUCCAAGCAGUUCCGGGAUCAACAUCUCAACGAGUUACUGGCUCAGUACUAUAGUUUCAUGAGAGAGUUUCUCAAGAGAGCCGACUUGGAUAUAGCUCGGUUCAUACCAGAGAAGAGUUUCUUCGAUUCGGUGCAGGAGUUCCGCAGUAUUGGACUGAUCGAGAGCUGCCUCUUCUGCCACCUGGUCAUGCUCCCGUCCUCCUGCACCCAAAAGUUGACCAGCUCCGCCGAUGGCUUCAAUGACUUCUUCAGUAAUCGACGGAUCGAGAUCUGUCUGGAGGCCUUUAACUCUGAUGAGCUCUACCGAAAUCGUAUGGUGGAUAUGAUUCAGGACUUUGUGGAUAACUUUGUUUUAAAAGGGGAUCUGUAAAUGGGGCAUAAAUAAUAUUAUUUGUUGAUUAUUUGUUAAAACUUAGGGCACCUUUAUUGUGUAUAAAAAUAGUUAAUGUAAAUAAAAUAAAAACUAAACAGAAUAUGAGCUAUGAUUUGUAAAAUAAGAAGCAAGUUUAUGAAAUAUAUGAAACCUGCAAUUAAAAUGUAAA